Clunio marinus is the source of this 2208-nucleotide messenger RNA. NCBI's taxonomy places the organism in Eukaryota, Metazoa, Arthropoda, Insecta, Diptera, Chironomidae. The record is from the annotation of a GenBank genome assembly.
AUCGCUUCGUCAUAAUUUUCUUAGUCACUCUUUGGCGGAUAUUCUUUGAGUGUUUUUUGAAUUCAUUUUAUUUCGCAAUGGCUGCAAUCAGUUUAUUAAAUCCAAAAGCCGAGUUCGCUCGUGCGGCACAAGCUCUGUCGAUGAACAUCUCGGCUUCUAAAGGAAUUCAAGAUGUAAUGAGAACUAACUUAGGACCGAAAGGAACUUUGAAAAUGCUUGUCAGUGGUGCUGGAGAUAUCAAGAUAACAAAAGACGGCAAUGUCUUGUUACAUGAAAUGCAAAUUCAACAUCCAACUGCCUCACUCAUUGCUCGUGCAAGUACAGCACAAGAUGAUCAAACUGGAGAUGGAACAACUUCAACUGUUUUAAUUAUUGGAGAAUUGCUCAAACAAGCUGAGUUAUAUAUUGCUGAAGGAUUACAUCCAAGAAUCAUUGCUGAAGGUUACGAUCAAGCUCGUCUUCAAGCAAUUAAAAUUCUAGACGAAAUGAAACAUCCAAUUGAAAUUAAUCGAAAAAAUUUAAUUGAAAUUGCACGAACAUCAUUGCGCACUAAAUUGAAUGCUCAAAUGGCUGAUUUGCUUACAGAUGUUUGCGUUGAUGCCAUUUUGACAAUUUACAAGGAUGAUAAGCCUGUCGAUUUGCAUAUGGUUGAAAUGAUGGAAAUGCAACAUAAAACAGCGACAGAUACUCAGUUGGUUAAAGGAAUCGUCAUGGAUCAUGGAUCCCGUCAUCCUGACAUGCCGAAACGUGUUGAAAACGCUUACAUCCUUACAUGCAAUGUUUCAAUGGAGUAUGAGAAAUCGGAAGUCAAUUCAGGAUUCUUCUAUAAAACCGCCGAAGAACGUGAGAAAUUUGUCAUGGCUGAACGCGAUUUCAUCACUCAACGUGUGCAAAAAGUCAUUGAAUUGAAGAAGAAAUUGUGUGACGGAACAGACAAAUCUUUCGUUGUCAUUAAUCAGAAGGGAAUCGAUCCACAAUCUUUAGACAUGUUGGCAAAAGAAGGAAUUAUGGCAUUGCGUCGUGCAAAGAGACGUAACAUGGAACGAUUGGCUCUUGCAUGUGGCGGCACUGCAAUGAAUUCCUUUGACGAACUCAAAGAAGAUCAGCUUGGAUAUGCUGGUUUGGUUUAUGAACAUGUUUUGGGUGAAACCAAAUACACAUUCGUAGAAAACUGCAAAAUUCCACAAUCGGUUACAAUUUUGAUGAAAGGUCCCAACAAGCAUACAUUAAUGCAAAUCAAAGACGCUGUUAGAGACGGUCUUCGUUCAAUCAACAACGCUUUAGAAGAUAAAGCUUUGAUUCCUGGUGCUGGAGCUUUUGAAGUUCGUGCCUAUGUCAAAUUGCGAGAUCAUGCAAAAACCGUGAAAGGAAAAACUCGUUUGGCUAUUCAAGCUUACGCUGACGCUAUGUUAGUGAUUCCAAAAGUCCUUGCAGUUAACUCAGGUUACGAUGCUCAAGAUACGAUUGUGAGAUUACAAGAAGAAGCUGAAUUAUCUCCUGAUCCUAUUGGUCUCGAUCUCUCAACUGGUGAACCUAUGAAACCUGUCGAUUUAGGAAUUUAUGACAAUUACAUCGUAAAGAAACAAAUCAUCAACUCCUGCACUGUCAUCGCAAGUAACCUGCUUCUCGUUGAUGAAGUUAUGCGGGCUGGAAUGAGCAGUUUGAAAGGAUAAAGCAAAGAAUUGAGAUAAAUUACUUUAUUUUACUCUAAUUAAUUUUUUUGCAUCAUAAUUUUUCUCUACUAACACACAUUUUCUUUCUUGAGCUAUGAAUACAACAGGAAGUUUAAGUCAUUGCUUAAUUAUUCACAUCAAGAUUUACCACAUUGAAUAAAAACAGAGAGUUUCAUAACAUUAACUAUAAUUUAAUCUUUACUUUCAUUUAAAUUACAAACUUUGGCUUUAGCGCUUCAUAACGCGAAAAGUAAAUUUUUUUCUUUCCUCACUUUAAAUCUUUGAAAAUCGAACAACUAAAAUAUAAUAAAAAUUAAUACAUUUGCACAAUAAACAAAUUUUUUGUUUCUUUCUCUUAUAAAUCGAGUAUCAAAAUAAAAUCUUGGAAUUUCUUUGUUUCGUGAAUGAUUGUUCUGAAUGAUGAGUCAAAAAAUGAAAUGGGAUGACACAUUAUAGAAAAUGAAUUCGUUUUAAAGCUCGUUGUACUCAUUUGUACAACAGAAAUUAAGGAAUUGUUUGACAGUUAAUUUAUUCA